This is a messenger RNA of Lodderomyces beijingensis, 480 nucleotides long. Lineage: Eukaryota; Fungi; Ascomycota; Pichiomycetes; Serinales; Debaryomycetaceae. The record is from the annotation of a GenBank genome assembly.
AUGGCAGAGCAUGACAAUACUCGUAUGUUUCUUACCUACUUGAAAAUAGGUUUCUUGUUUCGUCGUUACAAACAAAAAGAGUGUACGUGAUACUAACUGGCAAGUCCAUUGAAAUCUUUGACUUUGAGCGCAUGUCAAGAGGAGAUGAAGUGGGGAGGAAGGGAAGGAGUAUACCUCGGGACACGUCGCUCAACGUUGAAAGGUUCAAGGCGCCGCAUCCGUCUAGCGAUUUUAAAGGCAUCGGAUUUAUCGGAAGAGAUCCAGGGAAAGAUCUUUGAGCUUACUGAUCAAGCGAUCCAAAACUACAAGGUUGAGAAAGAUGUUGCAGCCUAUUUGAAAAAAGAACUAGAUCAGAUUUACGGGCCAACAUGGCACGUAAUAGUUGGAAAGAGCUUUGGAAGCUAUGUUACUCACGAGCAAGGCUACUUUAUUUAUUUCUACAUAGGAGAACUAGCCUUUUUGAUAUUCAAGAGUGGUUGA